Drosophila ficusphila is the source of this 308-nucleotide messenger RNA. RefSeq lists its product as uncharacterized. The transcript is spliced from 2 exons. NCBI's taxonomy places the organism in Eukaryota, Metazoa, Arthropoda, Insecta, Diptera, Drosophilidae. The record is from RefSeq and is a predicted model, not a curated record. Bases 21 to 308 code for a protein of 95 amino acids.
ACUACAAUCAAUUAGCAAAUAUGCAGUCCAACAAGAUUUCCCUUCUGUUCUUUGGUGUCCUUGCCAUUGUGAUCGCUGUUUCCAUGUCCGCGGAAGCUCAGGACAACGACGUGAUUAGUGACCGUCGUUUUCGUUGGGAAUUCUCGCACGAUUCUGACGAGUCUGCCCAUGAUUUACAAGAGGAUGAUGCCGAUCAAUCUAAUAAUGGUGGCAAGCCAAGCGGACAAGAUACUAUAGAAAUUAUCGACGAGGAGUCCUGGGAGAGCGAUCCUAAGAAAUCUAAAGAAAGCGCAUCAAAUGAAUCUUAA